This is a messenger RNA of Diachasma alloeum, 7016 nucleotides long. RefSeq lists its product as uncharacterized. The transcript is spliced from 8 exons. NCBI's taxonomy places the organism in Eukaryota, Metazoa, Arthropoda, Insecta, Hymenoptera, Braconidae. The coding region runs from base 827 to 5449 and encodes 1540 amino acids. The record is from RefSeq and is a predicted model, not a curated record.
CACUCAGUCUCGCCGCGUAACCCGUGCUGAUAGUACAUAAAACAUAAUUCAUUGAAUUUAAUAAUUGUGAAGUGUCACGGGAGAGCAGCGGAGGGAAAUCUCCAAAAACACAAAGUCAAAUUCGGAAAUUGAUCGAAUUUGCAGUGAAGUCAGAACAUUUUUAAUUUUCCUGACUUCUGAAGUAGGAAAUUAAUUUUUUUUUAAUCAAAAGACGCUUUUAGCGACAGAUAGUGCGAGAGUGAGAGUACAAAUUGUGCUCGGAGUGCAUUUGUUAUUGACUUGCGAACACGAAACCGAGAGGGAUAUCGAGCAGCCCCCGGCUGCAGCCCCACCACUUCUCCUUGCGCACUCUCACUGUUGGCUCCAUCUUCCUCGCACAUCCCUCGGGUACUUUUUUUAUUCAACGAGAGGGACAAAGUGACUCGGGGCGAACUGCAUCGUUCUGGGGGAUCUGGGUUUAAUUGCACUCUUUGGGGGGAGUUUUGGAGAAAGGGGAUUUUAUCGUUGAUUAAUUUUUCGAGAUUUUUUGAGAGGUGAAUCAGAGGGCUAUUGUUACACCUGCGGGCCUCGUCUUCACUCCGCGAUUUUGCAAUCUUAGACCGGUUCGUUUGGUGCCAGGUGCACAACACUCGGUUGCCACAUCUUGAGUGGAAAUAAGAGGGAGAUUUUUUUUUUUCGCGGGGAUUCAACACUUCAGCUUUAUGACCAGCAUAUGCUCUUGGUCUAGGCUCGAAACCGCUGUUUGGAGUCAUUCAUCGUGGUAAAGUGGCUUGAGGUAGAUAAGGGGUGAUAAGUGUGGAGGACUUUUUUCCGAGACUAUGAGAUAAUGAGUUGCUCGGUGAAGAUAUCCAGCAAGGGCUGGUGUGGCUCGCAGAGGAGAAUUGCUUCACUGCCGGAGGAAACCACUGGGGGGUCUCAGGGGGCUAGUGCACCGGGAACUUUGGGGUGUCAGAGUGCUAAGAUUGGACAGCCGCCGAGGGCGGCCAAGUCUAUCGCGGUGAAGAGGGGAGAGGACACCGCGAAAUUGCUGAAGUAUAUUGAUGAUAAUGUCAUUGGGAAGAAUGGAACUUUCUUCGGGCCUUUUGGACGGAGGAAAGUUGUCUACUGCGAUUAUACAUCAUCGGGUAGAUCCCUACAAUUUCUGGAAGAGUACAUAGCGAAGGAGGUUUUGCCAUGUCUGGGAGACACACGUGCCUCAACGUCCAUCUGCAGUCUCCAGUCGUCACUCUUCAGGCACGAGGCCAGAGACAUCGUUCGCCAUGCAGUGGGGGCAGGGGAGCAGGACGCUGUACUCUUUACGGGUCACGGUACCGACGAUGCCCUGCGCACUCUUCUUCAUCAUCUUGACCUCCCUGGGAGGCCGAUGAUCGUGUUUGUCGGGCCAUUCGAACACCACGCCAACUUGCGACCCUGGCGAGAGCACGACACCAAGGUGGUGAGAAUCGCCGAAACCAGGGAGGGGUUCUUGGACUUGAAUGACCUUGAGAAGAAACUGCAAGAGGCGAGGAGUUUUGAGGGGAUUAUGGUUGGAUGCUUCAGUGCCGCUAGUUGCAUUACUGGGGUGCUUGCUGACGAUGUUGCUACUACCCUGAUGUUACAUCAGUAUGGGGCACUCAGUGUGUGGGAUUAUACGUCAGCUGCCCCAUUCGUCGAAAUGGACAUGAAUCCACACUUACCGGGCGUGGGCGAGACUGCUGUUCACAAGGACGCAAUAAUAUUCAGUGGCCACAAGUUCAUGGGCGGUGCACAGUCACCCGGUGUCCUCGUUAUCAAGAGAUCACACCUCCCAAAGGACAUUGCAACUGAGGACAUGAGAGAUUCGCAUCAUUACCUCAGAGAUCCUGAGUUGCGAGAGGAGAGUGGUACAGCCGGGGUUGUCGAGUCAAUAAGAUGUGGUUUGGCAAUGCAAUUGAAGGAAAACGUAACAGCACAGGCCAUUGUCACUAGACAAGAUAAAAUCUCCAGACAAGUGCUGGCGCACGUGCGAACGAUACCCGAGUUAAUUCUCCUCGGCAGCUCGUCAAACAAUAUCAAACGACUGCCAAUAUUCUCGUUUAUGGUCAGACAUCCCAGGGGCACGUUUCUCCAUCAUAACUUUGUGUGCGCUAUUUUAAAUGAUGUUUUUGGAAUUCAAGCGAGAGGGGGAUGCGCAUGCGCCGGUCGAUAUGCACACGAUCUCAUGGGAAUUGACACUGACCUUGCACGAAAAUACGAAUCUGUACUUUCAGACAGUGGAUUACACUGCGGAAGAGAGGAUUGCAACACCGAAGCCCUGCGCCCAGGUUUCGCUCGCCUGUCCCUCCCCUACUUCAUGUCCGAGGCCGAACUGGCCUUCGUCCUGGAAGCCCUGAAAAUGGUGGCAACAGAAGGCUGGAAACUUCUCCCCCAGUACGUCCUGAACCCGGACACCGGCGAAUGGCGUCACCACACAAACUCAGUCUUCAAAGAGCGAAAAUGGUUGGCCUCGAUAAGAUACACAGACGGUAAGAUGGUAUCAUCAGAGCGUCGAGUAUCGGGUGGUGGUGGGGUCUUCCCCCAGAGCUACAGUGACUGCCUGCAAACGGCGCGAAACAUCUUCAACAGGGCCCGAAAAAUGGCGCACAGAUACCCCCUCCAAAUUGACAGAAGCGUAACCUUCUCCGAGAAUCUGGAGUGCCUCAGAUGGUUCAUCCUGCCAGCGGAGGCCCAAGAUCUGCUCCUAGGAAACUCCCAGAACGUGAAGCAAGACCUCCCCUUCGACCCCCAGUCCAGAAAGCACCAAUGGCGUGACAUAACUUCAAACUCUACUGCAUUAAUCAGAAGACUAAACAGUGACAUCCCGAGAACAGGAAAUCACCCGCCCCUGUCAGUGCUAUCAUCCCCCCGCCACCACAGUCUGCCAGCCCUCUCGAUGACCAGACAAAACAGCCUCCAAGACACCUCGGACGAAACCCUAGCCCUCGAAGGUGUGGACAAGCACGACAGUUCAUCAAAGCCCAAGAAGCCCUUCGAGAGAAGCCAAACAAGCGGACAAUUCUCCAACCACUCAUCUCGAGCAGGCUCCCCCUCCCCAGCAGUGAAAUUCGCUGUUGGCGAAGCGGUGUCACCUCCCAUGAUUCUUGGAACGACUCCAGCAGGUGCUAGGUUAUUAUCAGAUGAGCACUCACUGCCAACGGGAGGAAAUGUACCGAGAAUGGGACGUGCCAGAUGCAAUUCACUCGGUAGCUCUGCCAUAGGAAAGACUCUGCCAGUGCCAAUUCCCCUGAGUCCUCAGACGUUAGCCAGUUUAGGACUUGCUAACUCAUCUGCUGUCAGCAGAAAUCAUCGAAAUUGCAGCUGCACCUGUCGAGUCGAGUUGUCCUCCUCCUUGGACUUCGACGGAACCACUGACAGUCCGAACAGAUCUCCAUUGUCCUCCUCGACAUCCUCGCCCACCUCCUCCUCCUCACCGUCGCCCUAUCCCUGUGGGUAUUCAUCCUUGACCUCGCAUCAUCCCGCACAUCCCCAACAGCAUUGUCCGCAGCACAGCGAGGGACAUGCCACGCAGAAGCUGGGGAGAUGCUCCCCCAUUCUAUCCAGUUUUAGUCAGAGCUCUGAUGACGAUCUCCACGCGUAUCUGAAAGGAAGGACCGAGGACAUUGCUACGGAGAUCAAAUCGGAGAUCAGGGAAGUCAUUUCUCAGGUCGACGAUGUAUUGUCCGAGAGCAACUCUUCGGAUCUUGGAACCCCGCAGCAUUAUCCUCACAGGACUUUCUCCAAUGGGAGUGAUAAACCACACAGGGAUGACUCAUUCUCAGCUAGUGAGAUUGCCGAGUACCUCAUGGAGUUCUCGAAGGAAAUGGCUAGUGAAGUCAAGUCCGAAAUCAGGUGUAUGGUGAAUGCGGUAGACGGUCUAGGUAGAUACUCCCCGGACCUCCACUCGUCAACCCCAUCGACCAAUUCCCCUGGCUACAAAACCCCGGAGCGCCGUCUACCCGACUCUCCCCUCGCACGCCUCUCGAAAGGUGCUAAACUCAACGAACUUUUUCAAUCCCAAGAGAGCAAAAUGUCGAGCGAGUGUUCGUCCGACGAGACUGUGAUAUAUGUCGUUGGUCCACGCACAGCUGCCCAGACUAAUCACGAGAGAGCAAAAACAUCCGACGAGGAAGAGGAGCACAGUGGCAAACAAUCAGCCAAAUCCGUUGUAGAGAUGUCAUCGAAGGGAGUGAAAACAUUGCCAGAGAUAUAUUCAGCUAUUAAUUCGGUUAGCUCCCAAGACAGUGGUAUCAAUUUGUCAUUUCACGAGAGUGACGUGAGGACCACUGAUCAUCUUGGUAGGAGUGGGUCGAGCAGCAGUGGAAGCAGUGCUGAAUCAUCUGGCACGAGUUUCAUUAAGAAGUGUAAAGGUCUUGCUGAGAGAAAACGAGACGAUAAAUUGCCGAAUGAUGUGUCGGACGACGAAGACAUCAGGGAGGAAGAUGUCUCAGUAUCUGAGGAUGAAGAUGUUCUGCUGAAGAAGUUGGAAGAGAGCUGUGAGGGAAAUGCCCCACAGUGGCACAGCCCCUCUAGCAGCAUCUGGAAGCCGACUGUUGAGGCCAUCCACGAGUAUGACAUGAUAAGAGAUAAAGAUAGGGUUCUCAUUUGUCUCCCCGUGUCGACUGUCGGCAUCGGUGUGGCUGCUGGCAAGCACUCGCUGGCUUUAUUACAUACUUUGCACCAGUACCAGUUCUACGCAAAGUCCAAGAAUAUUGAUUUUGAGAUCGGAGCUGUUACGAUUAACAGCGGAAGUAGUUAUGAUCCUCUGGAGAGCAUGAGUUACCUGAAGAACUUACAGGUGACUUAUUUCUACGAAGAAGCCGAAGAGCAGACUGAGCUCAUCAAUUCUACGAAAACAGGGGAUGGGUUCGGGGAAGGUAAUGGCGAAGGGAACUCAGAGAGUUGUGGGGUUUGCGGAAGGGUGGGAGAUGUCACUAGACAGAGACUUUAUUCGGUGGCCAAGAGGUAUGGGUACAAUGUUUUGGCUCUUGGUCAGCAUUUGGACGAUCUUGCUGAGGGAUUUCUGUCUUCUCUGUUCUGCACUGGAAAGCUUAAGGCCAUGAAGGCUCAUUACUACGUCAAGGAGCAGGAACUCAGGGUCAUCAGACCCUUUGUCUACGUGAGGGAGCGGGCACUCAGGCAAUUUAAUGAGGAUAAAAAGCUGCCGAUGUUGAGGGUCAAUUGUGGAACUUGCGAGGAGAGUGGGGCGAGCAAAUUGCAGAGGAAUAGGGAACUCUUGGCGGGACACGAGAGGUCUUAUCCGAGAUUGUAUUGGUCGUUGAGGACUGCACUGAGGCCUUUGAUACUUGCUAGGGGUCCGGCUCAAGGGUCCGGCCACCAGGCGCAGAGGCACAGGCACAAGGGGAGGAAGGGGGCACUUGCUACUUUAACGGUUCUUGCGACUUCACAGGAAUUGGCGGAUAGUGAGAGUGAGGAUGAGGGACAGGUUAUUUGAGAGGGGUCGAUGACGAUGAAGUAUCGUCAGUCGAAAUUACUGGGGAUGAGGGAGAGUGCUGUCAAGGGGGCGAAGGCUUACGAAAGGCUGGCUUGAAUAAGACUUUUUUUUAUUGUGGGGAGGAACAUUCGUGCGGUUUGACGCGGAAAUUCGGAGACUCGAAUUCUUCAAGUGAUAAUGACUUUUAAAUAAUUGUUAUUGGUAUUUUCGCGCGUGGAAAGUACCUUGUGACUCGGGUAAUCGGAGGGAAUGGUCGAUUUGUGAAUGCACACUGCAGUGAAUUCGGGAUUUUGAAGCUUUAUUAUGUUUAGGAGGUUGACGUUUUGAGAGUAUAUUCGAGGAUUUUAGUAGUCUUUUAUACUUUGGGAUUGAUUUUGAGGAGAAAUUUACUGCAGGGGUUGUACUUAGGGAGCUACUGAUUCACGAAAUGUUUGAGCUUCAGCUUUUUUGGGAAUUAUUGGUCUGAUAAUGUACAGUAGCUGUGAAGUUUGUACAUAUAUCAAUCUGACUUUGAUUAUGUUCACUUUAUGAAGAUGUAUGCAUGUUAUUUACUAUGAAAUUUUAGAAUUUCAAAAUGAUUCGUGAGUUAUGCUGAGUAGGUUUAAGGAGAAAUGAACGGCGACUGUACAGAACACAAGAAAUUUUCCUAUUUUUUCGAAACUAAUGGAAUAAUAUGAAGAGUGAUUGAAAUAUGAUUGACCGUCUGGUUUUAUAAAUUUGUAAAUAAUGAUGGAACAUUAAACGGUGAUUUGUACUUACAGUGCCGUCCCCGUUCAUCUUUGCUCGCAUGCCUCAAUGUAAAUUGUAGAAUUGCAUGGUCAGAGAACAUUUUGAAAUUCAUUUGUGAAAUGAAUUUGUGAAAUGAAUUUGCGAAUAACAACCCAAUUGGCGAUUUCCUCGAGGACAAUAAUAUCAUGAGACUGCCUCGAAGACUAAAAUUUUUUUUAAACUACCUUUCGGCUAUUUCACGCCGAAUGUUUGUAUUAAUGUCACUACAUCGAAAUUGUGGAUACAAUGUCAAGUACUGACGAAACAAUUUCAUCCCAAGAGCAUGAUUGAAAUUUUUGUAGAUUAGAAAGUAAAUGACAAACCCCAAAAAUUGUUACAAAUUUGAAAUGAACAUAAUCUUUACCUUAAACAGAAAGAAUAUUUUCGACGUGGGGUAUUUGGAAAUCAAAGACGACGGGACAAUUGAUCGUCAUUGCAUUUCGUAGAAUAUAAGAGUUUCUUUCUUAUUGAAAAAGGCAUUGACUUGUCGUACUUAAUCGUGGCAAAAUCUUGGAAUAGCUACUAAUAACUUUGAGACAUAAACCAAUGUUGACGAAAUGUAUCAAGUUUACGAUCGUGAUACCGAUUGAUUGAAGAGUUAUACAAAUAAUUAUGAAUAACAAAUUUAUAUGUACGGUGCGAGCACGUCCAAGCGGCACACAGCCCACAGUGUAAUUGAAACAUUAUAGAUAUUUAUGGUAUAUAUUUUCUGAGAGUUGAAAUGAAGAAUGCAUAUUGUUAAAUAUUGUAAAGAUGUGUAAUUUUAUUUAUGGCUAAUAAAUAAAAGAGUUUAAAAUAA